Messenger RNA from Fusarium oxysporum Fo47, 822 nucleotides. RefSeq lists its product as uncharacterized. Bases 1 to 822 code for a protein of 273 amino acids. NCBI's taxonomy places the organism in Eukaryota, Fungi, Ascomycota, Sordariomycetes, Hypocreales, Nectriaceae. The transcript is spliced from 5 exons. The record is from RefSeq and is a predicted model, not a curated record.
AUGUCGAAAUAUAUUGUUCUAUUCACCUUUGGCUUCAGUCUUGCUGCGCUGGUCACAUCACAAACCAGUAGUAUGGGGCUCUCAGAAACUUGCGGGUACAUCGAUGGUGGUAGGGUUGUCAUCACUGCGUAUUCCGAUCUUGCAAUCGAAUGCACGUCUAGAGCAUGCGGAUUCCUGUUCAUAUAUGGCCACGACAAUGCCUAUGCUGGAUGCUGCGGUGAUGAGAGAUGUGCAAUCGCGACGACAUGUAUUGAGUCAGGCACAGCACUAAACAGUAAUACCGUUCAAUGCAUCGAUGGUUCGCUUUCUGCAUGUGCAACCUACACAUGGCCACAACUCUCAGCAGAAGCAUAUUUCUGUGCCACGGCAAGGACAACCGCGACGGUCGUUACAGAGACAACUUCUAGCGGUUCGGUUACUAGUACUUUGGAACCAAUAAUUGUGCCCUCAAGAACAGACGGCGGGCUUUCGAGUACAAACGCAGGAGGUCCUCAACCAACGACAACAGAGAGUGAUGGCGGGCCGAACCUCGGGACCGAAUCUGACUUGAGCUCGCGACAAAGGAUAGGCGCUGGGGUAGGCUCAGGGCUUUCUGGUGGCCUGCUGCUGAUAGUUUUCGCAAUCUUUGGGUGCUACAGACAACGCAAAGGGAAGAGUCUGAGGCCGCAGACCAAUUCGAAACCCAUGCUACAGAAAGAUGCUCAAGCGCAAGUCAGCUCAGCUCCCUUGAAACAAGGACCGGUAGGCAAGGGCCUCCUUGUUGAGAGGGAAGCUGAAAUGAAUGACUUGGGGUUAUGCCAGAGUGAGCAUCUGGUCCGUUGA